UAAUGAAGCAGCUACUUGUUUGGUUUAGACUGACAACAAAACAAACUGAACAAACAUUAAUUUACAUAUUUAUGAACUUCAACGAGCCAGAAAUGAGAAAAUAUUAAAUAUUAAAAAUAGAAAAUUUAGUGAAACUUUGUUCAGAUUCUGAGUUUUCUGUUGGUUCAUUACAGUUUAAUUAAAUAUUUUUAGUGACUCAGGUUUCACCAGCAUCAGAAAUUCACCAUCAGCUGCUCGGCUGUGCAGGGUUCUGGUUCUGGUUCUGGUUCUGGUCCCAGUGUUUCCAUCCCCUCCUCUUACCUCACAUGUCAGCUGUCAUUGUUGCUGAGUCCGCUCGCUCCGCCCCUCCAUGUGCGGAGUCUGUCCGGCGGGAUAAGGGCGCCUCUCCUCCUCCCGCAGCCGAUCAGCUGGACUUCUUCCCAGGGAGACACCAGCAGCAGGACGCCGGAGGGAGGGAGGGGGACGCAGGCAGAGAGCGUCCAGGACAGACCCGACCACAUCCAGCCAGAGCACGGGGGGUGUCCGCACCAUGUCCUUCAGCCCGAAGCACUCCACCCCCUUCUCAGUCAGCGACAUUCUGAGCCCGAUGGAGGACAGCUACCGGAGGUUCGGAGGGAUGGACCCCGCCGCGGGGAGCCUCGGGUCCCAGCUGGGAGCCUACCGGCAGCCGCAGGUGUCACAGCCCGGUACGCAGCACCAUCAGCACCAGGCGCAGCAGCAGCAGCCGCCUCAUCUCCACCAUCAUCACCACCACCAUCACCAUCACCACCUGUCCUCCUCUUCAUCCUCAUCCUCCUCCUCUUCCUCAGCCUCAGCAGCAGCCGCCGCAGCAGCUCUGGGACCCGGCGGGCCGUAUCACGUGCCCCACGGGGUGCCACAGUUCUCCGGGGCCGUCGGAGGGUUCUGUAACGGCGGGAUCGGGAACGUGGGAGACCUGCCGUCCUACCAGGAGACGGUGCGGGGCGGAGGAGCGGCGGCGUGGUACAGCAACCCGGAGCCGAGAUACCCGACAAUCUCCAGGUUCAUGGGCCCCUCCGCCGGGAUGAACAUGUCCGGGAUGGUGGGCAGUCUGGCCGGGAUGGACUCCAGCACCAAGUCCAUGGUGACUCUGCACGCGGCUCCACGCAGGAAGCGGCGCGUGCUCUUCUCCCAGGCUCAGGUGUACGAGCUCGAGCGGCGCUUCAAGCAGCAGAAGUACCUGUCCGCCCCGGAGAGGGAGCACCUGGCCGGACUCAUCCACCUCACCCCGAACCAGGUGAAGAUCUGGUUCCAGAACCACCGCUACAAGCUGAAGCGGCAGGCCAAGGACAAGAGCGCGCAGGAAGGAGGAGGUGGAGGAGGUGGAGGUCUGUGCGCCACGACGCACCGCUCCUCCUCCGUGUCCCCGGUCACCUCCAAGAACGGCAAAAGCUGCCGGAACGAGUCGAACCAGAGCGGGAACCGACAGAGCAGCUCGGGGGAGGCCUUGGCUGCGACCCCGCAGCAGCAGCAGGUGAACCAGCAGCAGGUGAACCAGCAGCAGGUGAACCAGCAGCAGGUGAACCAGCAGCAGGUGAACCAGCAGCAGGUGAACCAGCUGUCGUCCACGGACGAGCUGGAGGACUUGUCCCCGAGCCCGCCGCUGGGCCUGCACGCUCAGAUCAACAUGACGCAGACGGACGCGGCGCUAAUCGAGUACACGAACAGCAUGAUCGGCUCCAAUUUACUGUACGGGAGGACUUGGUAGGGACGCCGGGAGGACAGACGCGGGCAGCGGGCCUGUGGGGCUCCAUCCCCGGGUUGGAUUUGUUUGAGAGAACCGGGACAAAACAGGACGAGCAGCGGACUUUGUGUUUCCUCCCCGUGCGUAAAGUUCUGGUUCCGUUACGCACAGACUGAGCGCUGAAGCUGAAUGUUGACUUUCAUGUAUUUUUCCUUCAAAACGAAACUUUCGUUUUUUUUUUGUUUUUUUUUGUUGUUGUUGAGGCAAAACCCGCAAAAAACCGUGAUGACGCGCGCGCUGCGCUCAUUAAAUUAUUCCAGGUUAUAAAUGAAUCAAAACAAACAAAGAAUCUUUUUGUCACAGCUGAUUUUUAUGUUUCCAGUUUGAAUAAACGCUUUGAGAAAAAUGCUCUAAUGAUAUUUGGAUCAUGAAUGUUUCAGAAAUUAAAUCUGGAUUUUUUACGAGCGACUCAUUUUAAAGUUUGUUUUUUAUAAUUUGAUCAAAAUAAAAAUGAAUCCAUAGAUCAGGUCAGACAAACAGCCGGACACUUCCUUCACUCACUUGUAUAUUUUUUUUUUUUUACAAGUUUUACAGGCGUUCAUCUUAAAAAUCACAAGUUACAUAACAACUUUGUCUAAGUGGAAUAAAAAGGAAAAACCAAAAAAUUUAAA
Larimichthys crocea (large yellow croaker) is the source of this 2373-nucleotide messenger RNA. RefSeq names its product NK2 homeobox 4b (gene nkx2.4b). Bases 530 to 1726 code for a protein of 398 amino acids. The transcript is spliced from 2 exons. Gene Ontology annotation, molecular function: RNA polymerase II cis-regulatory region sequence-specific DNA binding; DNA-binding transcription factor activity, RNA polymerase II-specific. Gene Ontology annotation, cellular component: nucleus. Gene Ontology annotation, biological process: cell differentiation; regulation of transcription by RNA polymerase II. Lineage: Eukaryota; Metazoa; Chordata; Actinopteri; Sciaenidae. The record is from RefSeq and is a predicted model, not a curated record.